Molecule: messenger RNA, 912 nt
Organism: Rhea pennata
Lineage: Eukaryota; Metazoa; Chordata; Aves; Rheiformes; Rheidae
Gene: NKX6-2
Product: NK6 homeobox 2
Exons: 3
Coding region: 1-837 (278 amino acids)
Biological process (GO): cell differentiation; regulation of transcription by RNA polymerase II
Cellular component (GO): nucleus
Molecular function (GO): RNA polymerase II cis-regulatory region sequence-specific DNA binding; DNA-binding transcription factor activity, RNA polymerase II-specific
Source: RefSeq, a predicted model, not a curated record
AUGUUAGCGGUGGGGCAGAUGGAUGCUAAUCGCCAGAGCGCGUUCGUCCUCAGCAGCACGCCGCUGGCCGCGCUGCACAACAUGGCCGAGAUGAAGACCUCGCUCUUCCCUUACACGCUGCAGAACCCCUCCGGCUUCAAGGCGCCGGGCCUGGGCGGACUCAACACGCAGCUCCCCUUGGGGACGCCGCACGGAAUAAGCGACAUCCUGGGGCGGCCCGUGGGCACCGCCAGCAACCUCCUGGGCGGGCUGCCCCGCAUCAACGGGCUGGCGGCCUCGGCGGGGGUGUACUUCAACCCCGCCGCCGUGUCCCGCUACCCGAAGCCGCUGGCGGAGCUGCCGGGGCGGCCGCCCAUUUUCUGGCCGGGAGUGGUGCAGGGCUCUCCCUGGAGAGACCCGCGGCUCGCCUGUCCCGCUCAGACGGGCAUGGUUUUGGACAAGGACGGCAAGAAGAAGCACUCGCGGCCGACUUUCUCUGGGCAGCAGAUUUUUGCUUUGGAGAAAACCUUUGAACAGACGAAAUACUUGGCAGGACCGGAGAGAGCUCGCCUCGCCUACUCCUUGGGGAUGACCGAGAGCCAGGUGAAGGUCUGGUUCCAGAACAGACGGACCAAGUGGCGGAAGCGGCACGCGGCGGAAAUGGCCUCGGCGAAGAAGAAGCACGACUCGGAGACGGAGAAGCUGAAGGAGAGCUCGGACAAUGAGGACGAUGACGAGUACAACAAGCCCCUAGACCCCAACUCAGACGACGAGAAAAUCACGAGGCUAUUGAAAAAGCACAAAUCCACGAACCUGUCCCUCGUCAGCCCCUGCAGCACCAGCUCGGACACCUUGUGAGGGCGCGGGCACCGACGGCUGCGCCGCUGCGCCGGCCCCGGGCCAACUGCAACUGGAUGUUUAAAGUGGUGUGUU